This is a messenger RNA of Fusarium tjaetaba, 1260 nucleotides long. RefSeq lists its product as uncharacterized. Gene Ontology annotation, biological process: cristae formation. Gene Ontology annotation, cellular component: MICOS complex; mitochondrial crista junction. The record is from RefSeq and is a predicted model, not a curated record. Bases 1 to 1260 code for a protein of 419 amino acids. The transcript is spliced from 4 exons. NCBI's taxonomy places the organism in Eukaryota, Fungi, Ascomycota, Sordariomycetes, Hypocreales, Nectriaceae.
AUGGGCUUCACCACUGGUUUUACCGGCGGCGUCACUCUCACCCUCUCCCUCGCCUACCUCUCUGUGCUUGCUCACCAGCGCACCCGUGAGCAACAAGGCUCUGCCCUUCGCGCACAAGCUCUCGCCAUCCAAGGGUUGAUCGAUCCUCUUCCCCCACUGCCUCCGCCCACACGGUCUGAAGUCGCCGCUGCUCAGAGGGCUCAAACCGUUGAGAUUGCCAAGGAUCGAUGGAACACCGAAGUUGAAAACGCCGUGCGAUGGGUGCAGCACACUGACUGGGUUCAAGUGCGCGAAGGCCUCGAAGAUACUGCCUCACGGCUAUGGGCCCGAGCCUUUGGUGUUAGCCCCUCGGAAGCUGUUGGCGAGGCCGGAAGAAAGGUUGCGGAGACUGAGCAACAAGCCAAGCCCAUCGUAAAACAGGGGGCUGCCAAGCUUGGUGAUGCUAGUGGAAAGGUAGCGGCAGCGGCCAAAAGCGCUUUCCAGAAGGCCAAGGCCGAGAGCCAGGAUUUUGCCAGUGUUGUUCUGGAUCACAGCAAGGAUAAGGAGAAUGUCGAUAUUGCUCAGGAGGACGGUACUCUUUCAGCAUUGACUCCCGUGGAGAGGGCCCUUCAGCAACGAUUCAGCAAACCCGAGGACAAGGUGAACAAGACAGUUGAAGAGGCGUUGAAUGACAGAUACAAACUUAUGGACGAAGGGACAAUGGCUGGCGAUGACUCCAAAGGAGGGACAAGCAACGGCAAAAGCCACUACAGUAAACGCCAGCAUAGCAGCAGUCAUGCCGAGGGCCACCACCGCAAAAGUCAUCAUGAUAAGAGCAGUAGGCCGGAUACAGGCACCGUGGCUACCGAGGACUUAUACGGCAUGGAGUCGGGGGCAAUGAAAAAGAAGAAGCGCCGCCGUCGUCGUCCCAAGCCUAAUCCGAGACUCCCAACUGACUUCCUUGCCCUUCUGUGCUGGGAUUCUUGGCUCCCGUGGCCAAUUGAUUCCAAGAAAACCCAUGUGGACAAUACAUCGCGCAAGCAUAAGAGGUCUAGGAAGAGAACAUCUCACCCGGGCACCUCACAUCGUGUGCAAUCUUGGGUUCAGGAGGUGUCUUCUCAAGUGACGCCCUCCGAGCCUCCGAUACCAUCAACUGUGCCAUCUCUAGCACCAUCAACUCCCCCUUCACAUCCAGUUUCGCCAUCCCCCGGGCCUCAGCAGGGAGCAAAAGCCGAAGAAGCUGAAGAGGCUGCUUCGAAUAACGGGCGGACCAAAGAAUAA